Molecule: messenger RNA, 1111 nt
Organism: Selaginella moellendorffii
Lineage: Eukaryota; Viridiplantae; Streptophyta; Lycopodiopsida; Selaginellales; Selaginellaceae
Exons: 3
Coding region: 23-1021 (332 amino acids)
Source: RefSeq, a predicted model, not a curated record
CACUGCCAUACUUGAUAGCAAAAUGGACGAGGAAUUGGCUAAGGUUCAGGCUGAAAUCGCGCUUCUUGAGCCGCAGAUCCAAGCGGCUGGGGAAUCUUUUUUCUCUGCCCUUCAGAGUGGCAAUCAAUGUCUGGCGGAAUAUUGGCGGAAUGAGGAAGAGCAGCUGCGGAAGGAGGAAGAACAGCUGCGGAAGGAGGAAGAACAGCUGCGGGAGGAAAAACUCCACCUCCUCAGAAGUAAUGUGCCCCAUGGAAUCCGCCGAUUUGGUGUACCAGCUGGUGUGGCGGCCCUUGUAAGGGCUACUGAUACUCCAGAUUCUAAAUUCUGGAUUCUAGAUAGUGAUGCACUGGGAGAUUAUCGCCAACCUUUCCUGCUAUGGAAACGAGAGGCGUAUGCGAGUCUAGAGUCCCAAAUCCAGGACCGGCUUGACAACUUCACUUCUUUCAUCGUCGUAGGUACUGGAGGGAUAGGGAAAACGUUCUUUGGCUACCACUGGAUGAUUAGGCUGGGCCAAAUGGGGCAUGAAAAGGUGUUAUACAAGGUUGGCAAGGUUGUUUACGUCCUGAAUUUUCGAAGGCGGUGUGCUGAAGGUGCUUAUCACGUGAAUGACACAAUUAUAUGCAAAAUGCUGGACGAUCGGUUGAUGUGGCUAGUGAUAGAUGAGAAGCAGAAGACGCCUUUACCUGGCAGAUGUCGAGUUCUUUUGGUUCCCUCAUCUAGGGAGAAAAACUAUGAUGAGUUUGGCAAGGGGGGGCUUUGUUGCAUGCUUUAUAUGUCGGUGUGGUCCAGGGAGGAGAUUGGGAAAUUCCUUGACGACUUUGAGCCUUACCGAGCUAGUUACGGAAGCAUGAAUGUGGUGGACAGAGAGAAAGCGCUUGACAACUUCGAUUAUUUGGGUGGAGUUCCUAGGUAUCUACUGCGUGCAACUAAGCUGGAUGAGAGGAAGGCCAGGGCCAAAGCUGCGGUUGGUUUGGAUCAAGUGCAUCCAAAGCGGCUACGGUUUUGUCAGGAGGGUAUGUGAAAAAAGUCAGCGACUGCAUUCUUGAUUCUUGAUGACAGAGCUUGGGAAUCAGUAUAAACAUUCAGCUGCUCUUGGGAGGGGCCUUUGUUA